GCAACAUGAAACCAAGGAACACCUCGAUUGUCGGCAUUAGUCAUAUUAUUCAGCAGACCGACAUAAAUAACACGUUUAACAUCAAAGUUCACGUUUAUUGACGCACGCCAUCACGCCCCAUCGAUGCGUCUAAAAAUACCCGCGUCUUGCAGUCUAUCGGUUUCCGAACGCACCUCCAGUCUGCUCCAGGCAGCCAUUGCAAUCACAAUUUUGCCGCGCUUUGCGCAACAUUUUCGUAAUUUUUUGUUUCAAUCAACUGAAAUUAUAGUGUUAUUUAAAUUUAUAUUUAAAGGUGAAUUUUUAAUAAUGAUGGCGUUUAAAAUGGGCUUGAUAUUGCCGCCUUUUAUUUUAUUGGUAUUUAUUUGUGCGGAUGUCAUGGCAAAGGAUUCGGCGGAAGUGACGGAGCGUAUUGGAGAGACUAAACAGACCUUUAAGGUCAACACCGGCGCCCCGCUGAUGUUCGCAGACGAACUAAAACAGACGCUGGAGAAGUACCUCUUCGGGAUGUGUCCGAGCGGCUACAAGUAUCUUUCGCAGAUGCCGAAGCCGAAGAACGCCACCACUGUCAGCUGCGACCUCGACUCGGAGCAGCAGGACCUCGCUGGAAGAUUAGCGGCCCUAGCGCUCCGAGCGCACUCGGCCGGACGCGGCGACUGCUCGCGGCUCGGCGUCGCGCUCGCCAACACGUUCGGCGAGCUUGCUCGCACCGCCGCCAACAGGCACGCGCUUAGCCAAGCAGCGACAAACGAAGCGAACAAGAAACGCAAGCUCUCCAAGAGCCAAAAAGCGAAGAUUCAAGCGAAGCAGCGGACCGCGCUGGCAGUCAAGAAGAAGGCUGCUGCCUUAGCUGCCGCCGCCGCUGCCAAAAUAUCCGCGUAGAUACUAGCUUUUCCUCUAAAUAAUUAUUUCCUUAGUAAACAAUAUGUCUUAGAGCCCGACCAAGCUUUCAAAGGCCGAGAAAGCUAAGAUUCAGGCAAGGCUGCGGAACGCACUGGCCGUCAAUCAAGAAGACUGCUGCUUUAGCUGCCGCCGCCGCUGCCAAAAUGUCCGCGUAGAUUAGAUAUACUUUGUCAAGCAAUUCCCGUCAGUAGAAAAGAGCGGCAAACUGUAGGCGCGAAGGGUUAUCGUCGCAUAGAAAAUUUGAAUUUGGCGCCUUUUUCUACAGACAAACUUGCUUGUCGGGCCUUACUAGCUUUUACUUUAAAUAAUAAUUUUCUUAGUAAAUAUAUUGUCUAGAAUGGCAACAUCUAUUGACCCAUUUAUUAUAAUCUGGCACUGUAGUGUCGUCCCUUUCAAACCAAUUUAUAUAAGAAAAAGGGACGACACUACAGGGGUGCCAAUUUUUAAUUUCAAUUAUUUUUGCCAGACUGUUUAUGCACCUACGCCGUUCCAACUCGUCAGUGGAAAAAGGCGCGAAAUUAAAUUUAUGUAUUGAUGUAUGUAUAUAUUUUUGUGUAUCUUUUUGUAUUGGUGUAUACUGUAAGUAGGUAAAAUAUAUUAACGACUGUUUGACU
Cydia splendana is the source of this 1514-nucleotide messenger RNA. RefSeq lists its product as uncharacterized. The transcript is spliced from 5 exons. The record is from RefSeq and is a predicted model, not a curated record. Bases 124 to 879 code for a protein of 251 amino acids. Lineage: Eukaryota; Metazoa; Arthropoda; Insecta; Lepidoptera; Tortricidae.